This is a messenger RNA of Eutrema salsugineum, 910 nucleotides long. Its product is annotated as jacalin-related lectin 34. The transcript is spliced from 2 exons. The record is from RefSeq and is a predicted model, not a curated record. NCBI's taxonomy places the organism in Eukaryota, Viridiplantae, Streptophyta, Magnoliopsida, Brassicales, Brassicaceae. Gene Ontology annotation, molecular function: electron transfer activity. Bases 27 to 797 code for a protein of 256 amino acids.
AACUAACAAUCUCACAAGAAGAAGCAAUGGUACACUCUCGUUUUCUAAACAUUGUUUUAGUCAUUGUGACCAUUGCCUCCAUAUUCUCCACAUUUGCUGAGGCCAAUAGGGGUUUUGGCUCAGGCUGGGGUUGGGGUACGGGUUCAAGUGGUUCAGGUUCAAGCCCAGGAUUCGGAUGGGGUUGGGGAUCUAGCCAAAAUGGCUCAGGCUGGGGUUGGGGUUCCGGUUCAAGUGGUUCAGGUUCAACCCCCGGUUUGGGAUGGGGUUGGGGCUCUAGCCGAAACGGCUCAGGCUGGGGUUGGGGUACGGGUUCAAGUCCUUCAGGUUCAAGCCCAGGUUCGGGAUGGGGCUUGGGUUCUAACCGAAAUGGUUCAGUUGGGGGUUGGGCUUGGGGCUGGGGAGCGGGAGGUCAUUCAAAAAGAUAUAAUGCCACCUACAAUGCACCAAGAAAAAUCAUUGUCGGUGGAGACAAAGAGUGGACAUAUGGUGUCAAUUACUCUGACUGGGCUUCUAAGACUGCUCCCUUCUUUCUCAAUGACAUACUUGUGUUCAAAUACAACCCACCAGCUCCGUUCACGCACAGCGUCUACUUGCUUCCCGACCCUUCCAGCUACGAGAAGUGCGAUGUGAAGAAAGGAAAGAUGCUUGCAUCCCCGAAACAAGGUGCUGGAAAUGGCUUUGAGUUUGUUCUUACAAAAAUGAAGCCUUACUACAUUUCAUGCGGCGAGCACGACGGUGCUCACUGCAGCAACGGCACCAUGAAGUUCACUGUCAUGCCGAUCCUCCCCCCUUGGUAAUUUGGUAUUAAAGCCAACGUCAAAAGUAUAAAAGGAUUAGGUUUUUAUUUCGUUGUUGUUGUCUUCAAUAAAUGAGACUAUUAUUAUUAAUGGGUGUUACCAUAUUCAUAUUU